GCCCGCGGCGACUCGCCGCCGUGCAUGUUAAUGCGCGGUAAUUGCCGGGGGAGGCGGGGCGGAGCGGAGCGAACCGCCGCCCGCCGCCCUGCCCCUCCUCCCCCCCCCGCCGCCGCCGCCGCCGCCGCCUCUGCUGCCCGGCCUCCCCGAUGCCGAGGAAUGGAUAGAGCGGCUGCCCUGCGAGCCGCCGGCAUGCUGGAGAGGAAGGAGCGCAGCGGCGGCGAGGCGGCGGCCCGGGCGGUGGGGCCGGGGCCGGGGCCGGCGGCGCGGAGCACGCUGCAGCAGUGCGGGCUGCUCCAGGACCUCAUCGACAUCUCGCUGUCCAACCUGCGCGGGCUGCGCACCAAGUGCGCCGCGUCCAACGACCUCACGCAGCAGGAGAUCCGCACGCUGGAGGUGAAGCUGAUCGACUACAUCCACAGACAGCGGCAGUGUAAGCUGAGUGUGCCCCUGAAUGACAGGACAGCAGAGCUCAACAGUUACCCAAGGUUCAAUGACUGGUUAGACAUUGUCAAUGUGAGGAAAGAAGUUGUACAGAGAAUACCAGAGGAGCUAACCUUAGAUGCCUUACUAGAAAUGAAUGAGUCAAAGGUGAAGGAAACCAUGAAGAGAUGUGGUGCCAGAGAUGAGGAGUGCUCCAGACUCAAUGGGGCACUGAGCUGCUUAAGGAAGGUGGCUGAAUCAGGUGGGGAGUUAAAAGACGACGUGCUGAUGAAUCUUCCUGAGGCACGCCGAGAGAGCGGCUCUACGCACCCGACAGACCCCCCCUGCUCCGCUGCGCCCACGUGGACUCCCACUGCGUCGCACCUUCCCAAGGGCAGCGGCCAGCAGGCACGUUCUGCAUCGGUAUCCACAAUCCCAUCUUCGGAGUCUCUCGCUUCGAGUCACGGACCCUCUAUCUAUGCAGAUAACCUCCUGGACCCCUUUGCCUUCCCUGCACACAGCGGGAGGUUAACACCAAGGACUCCUCAUAGCAUCACUAUCACUCCACCAACCACUCCUCAAGCCAAGAGACGACAUAAGUUGAAGCCGCCACGGACUCCUCCCCCCCCUUGCCGGAAGGUUUUUCAGCUGCUACCUAAUUUUCCAACCCUCACGAGGAGCAAGUCCCAUGAAUCACAGUUGGGAAACAGGAUAGAUGAAAUUCCUCCAAUAAAGUUCGAACUCUCCCAGGGAUCCCCUCAAAUGGUACGAAGAGACUUCGGCUUAGCAGUAACACACAGGUUCUCUACAAAGUCUUGGUUAUCUCAGAUUUGCCAAGUCUGUCAGAAAAGCAUGAUGUUCGGGGUGAAGUGUAAGUACUGCAGGUUAAAAUGUCAUAACAAAUGUACUAAAGAGGCACCUGCUUGUAGAAUAUCCUUCCUUCCCAUAACAAAAAUAAGGAGGACAGAGUCUGUCCCUUCAGAUAUCAAUAACCCGGUAGAGAGACCAACAGAGCCGCAGUUUGGAACUCUUCCCAAAGCACUAACUAAAAAGGAGCAUCCACCAGCAAUAAAUCAUCUGGACUCCAGCAGUAACCCUUCUUCUACAACCUCUUCCACACCAUCUUCCCCAGCACCUUUCCAGUCUUCCAACCCUCCCAGUGCAACGCCUCCCCCAAACCCAUCUCCUAUGGGCCAGAGGGAUGGACGGUUUAACUUCCCAGCUGCCUACUACAUUCAGCAUAGACAACAAUUUAUCUUUCCAGAAAUUCCCAGCCCUGCACAAGUAGCACAGCAUCCAGAAACAGCUGAAAACACUAAUGCUGAUGAUCAGCUGGACACAGAUGGAGUUCAUUGUGAAGAAGAGGUGGAAGAACCAGAGACAAAUAAAUCAGAACCUGAAGAUGACGACGAUGAGGUGGAAGACUUGCCAAACAGACGGCCCCACUUGCAAGGGAUGAUCUAUCGCAAACCUAGCCAGACCAGCGUCUACCUGCAAGAGUGGGACAUUCCCUUUGAACAGAUUGAGCUGGGGGAUCCUAUUGGCCAAGGACGAUGGGGGAAGGUUUACAAGGGAAAAUGGCAUGGAGAAGUGGCGAUCAGGCUGUUGGAGAUAGAUGGGAACAAUCAGGAUCAUCUCAAGCUCUUUAAAAAGGAAGUGAUGAACUACAGGCAGACCCGGCAUGAGAACGUGGUACUUUUCAUGGGAGCAUGCAUGAACCCUCCUCAUUUAGCAAUCAUUACCAGCUUCUGCAAAGGAAGGACCCUCCACUCAUUUGUGAGAGACCCCAAGAUAUCCCUGGAUAUUAACAAAACUAGGCAGAUAGCACAGGAGAUCAUUAAGGGCAUGGGCUAUCUUCAUGCAAAGGGGAUUGUACAUAAGGAUCUGAAAUCCAAGAAUGUUUUCUAUGAUAAUGGGAAAGUUGUGAUCACUGACUUUGGAUUAUUUGGAAUUUCGGGUGUGGUUCAGGAGGGAAGGAGAGAGAAUGAACUGAAGCUGCCUCAUGACUGGUUAUGCUACCUGGCCCCUGAAAUCGUUCGUGAGAUGGCCCCUGGGAAAGAUGAAGACAAGCUGCCUUUCUCCAAAGCUGCAGAUGUCUAUGCUUUUGGGACUGUGUGGUAUGAGCUCCAAGCAAGAGAAUGGCCUUUCAAAAACCAGCCUGCAGAGGCACUUAUCUGGCAAAUCGGGAGUGGUGAAGGAGUGAAACAAGUCCUUUCAACAGUUAGUUUGGGGAAAGAAGUCAAUGAAAUUCUCUCAGCAUGCUGGUCGUUUGAUCUCAGUGAGAGACCUAGCUUCACUGUCCUUAUGGAUAUGCUUGAAAAGCUGCCAAAAUUGAAUCGUCGGCUCUCCCACCCAGGGCACUUCUGGAAAUCUGCAGACAUUAACAGUAGCAAAGUUGUCCUGCGUUUUGAAAGAUUUGGCUUGGGAAUCCUGGAACCAAGUAAUCAAAAGAUAUAGCAUGGUGUGUAAUUGUCUUGUGAUAAUGUUGUCUACCUACUACUUACACAAAGCAUCAGAAAUCUGCACAGAAUCUUCCAAGCUAUGAAACUGGUGCAGCCACACCUGAAAGCCACGUCAACAUCAGUUCAGUCCUGUGCUGUUUGCAAAGUCUGAAUUCUGCCUGAGCACCAGCAGCUACUUAAAGAAUGUUUACAUUAUACUUGUGUGAACUAUAUAUUUUUAAGUAUAAUAAAAGGUGAAUCAAAUUUAACUGCAGCCAUUCAAACAGCACUGAAAAGAAGAACUUUCUAGUUCCUUCUUGUAUCUAUGGUAUAAAUAGAAGCUACCUUCUGCUUCCGAAGCAUUUGUUUUCCGUAAGACCAGUGGAACGGGUUGGUUUCAGAAUGGCUGUGCAGCUCCUGCAAGGGGAUGGAGUUACAACUGCAGUUUUCUUUCAGGAAGGUAGAAGUGAUCUGCCGCACUGUGACCUGCCCAAGCCUAUCACUGAGCUCUGCGAUUUGCUUCAGAAGGGUUGGUCUAAGCUCUGGCUUACCUCAGUUUGAGUUACACUAGUGCAAAUCUGCUGAUAGUAGAGUUUGUUAUCACAUAGGCUAGAUUUCAGUUAAAAGAGAGUCAAGGCCUCUUCUGCAGAGAUCACAAUAAAAGCUGUUUGUUCUCCUGUAGUCCAGUAGCAGGAUUAAGACUGAUGACUGGCCUUUAAGGAAGGGGGGCGGGGGUAGCUUUUAAAUGAGGAACUGCCUUAAAUUCUCUUUUGGCCUCAAGAAGGAGCGGUACCCACACAGCGAUGCCUUACGGCUUUACUCUGUAAACUGAAGGCACCUUCUGCUCCUGUUGGCUUUGCUGGAGCCAAGUCUGACAAAUCAUGCCAAUGACUUCUUGCACCUCAGGAUGAAGAAAUGCAGCCUGCUUCCUUGGGGAGGUCAUUUACGCUGCUCUGUGCCCUGCUGACAGCUCAGGCUAGGCCAAACAGGAUUCCUGAAGAGCUUGGGUGUUUCCUUAAACCCUCAGCACGUAAGUGCGGGAGUAACACAGCAGUACCGGUGGCUUGGAGGCUUCCUACCCAUGCCAGGCCAAGCCAGAAGGUAAUUAGCUCCCUGUCCCUACAUUCCUACAGCAGCCUUCCCUUGAAACUCCUCCCAGCUCCAGGUUUGAGCGCAGUCUGAUAAGGCCGGUCAGAAGGGCUACAUGCGAUUACCCCGGGGAAGGUGACAGAUGCAUCAUCCCGCUCGCAAACGAAACAGCGGAUUGCAAGCAGCGCAACGAAGGCUCCUACCUGCCUCCCAUUCCCAUUCCUCCCCCACCUCCAGCUAGCGGGAGCAGCAGAGGGACCCUGAUUGCACAGGGCACAUGCAGGUUCCUUCUGUCCUUACAGUUUCAUUUUGCUGGGAUAGUUCAUCAGGACUCCCUAGAAAUCACUGAAUUUCCUUUCUCCAGAGGUGCUACUCACAGCUCUAGCACAUCACGGUGAAAGGGGCAGUAGGGCUGUGUAGUUUGCAAGGCUUUGAAACAAGGAUCAUAGGAAAAAAGAGCUCUGAAGUUCUCCUCCAAGGCAAGCAGGGCAGCAAGCGCUCCGCUUGGCUGCUUGCAGUGGCCAACUUCCAGAGAAAAAUUAGGUGACAAAAGAAUUCCCGAGUUCUGUUGGGCAGAGAACUUUACUUCUACUCUACGUACGAGUCAGCAGUUACUUCUUCUACAAGUAUUGUGCUAGAAUGAAUUUUUAAAUGCAUCUCAAAUAUAAAACAAAAAAUUGGUUUGGUGGUAGCCCAGCGUGGCACUGCAGUACUCUUUCGGUGUCUUCCUUCUCCCACCACUUAUUUUAUUAAGCAAAUAAGACCCCUCCAAGUAUACCUGUGUGUUUAACCUGCGCCAUUGGUUCUUACUACUGUUUGUUCUCUCACAGUAAGAUUCAAGUUGCAUCAGCAGUUUUAAGCAGAAUUUGUUUUCCUCGCAAGUGCUGCUUAAAUAGCGAUAGCACGAUACAAGCCUAAAGUGGGGAGAAAUGUGCUUCCUGGCAGUGGUGACGUUAGGAGCUCGGUAGGCAGAAACCUCCAUUGGCUUCACUAUGCAUUUUGCUGGGGGGGGGGGGGGGGGGUGCUGCUGCUGCUGCUGAAAGCAAAUUGUUGCUUUGCAGCCUCCCGCUCCGAGCGGCCCGUUUGCCCUUUCGGCAUUUGGGGGUGGCAGCAGCCUUGCUGCGCUCCUCACUGCUUGCUUCUGCCACCCGCGUUCCCUAAAGCUGGGACACCCCAAACUUCCCAGUGUGGGAACCAGAGCAUUUCCUUGCCUUUUCCUCAGCAUUAACAUCACUGUGACAAGAGUAACGCUGAGAAAGCAAUAUAUUCUUAAUCUUUUUCUAUCAGACGACUGGCUAGGACAUGGUGACCCAGCACUAGAGGACCAGCCAGCUAGAAGAAAGCGGCCGGGGGGGGGGGUGGAAAUCAGGCACCGUUUGUCCUUCCCCCCCCUCCCCAGGUGGGAUUCAAGCACUGUCUGCAAAGACUGUUCCCAGGCACUGGCUGUAUUGGCACCUCUGCUUUUAGGCAGAGCUUCCCCGCCUCUUUCAGCAAGGCCUUUUGCUUAAGACCUGAUGUCCCACGUGCAGCACUUUAAAGCGCGUUGAACUGCGGUGGGAGACCCCGAUCCCUGUGCCCCCGCUGCGCUGUGCCGAGCCGAGCCCCAGCCCCGCUCCUAGAGCUCCGGUCCAGGUGCAGGAAGGGUUCAAAACCUGCCUUUAAUCAUGUGAUUAAAGAUUCUGACUCAACCUUAUCUUGGUCCUGUGUUUAACUCCUGCAAAACUGUUCUUUUAAAAGCAGAACCAGCCACCUAGGUGCAGUACUUUAAAGUAGGGACCGAUUCCGGUCUCUGGGCAUGACCCUUCCCUGGUGUAAGCCAGCUGACGUAAGACGCGGAAAUCGACUGAACCCAGUGGAGCUGUACUUCAGUGAGGAGAGCCGAGCUCUCUUAUUCCUAGAGGCGUUGCAAACCAGGCAAGGGUCAUUACACUGCACUGUUUUAUGAUCACUUGUACUAUCUCUUCUUGCAGAGAUGUGGAGGAGUGAACAGCAUGGUAAGCCUGUAUCAUUUUAGACUUGUAAAUGUGAAGCUGGCUGUACAAUGCUGCUACGAUAGCCACACGUCAGUAGUGAAUGUAAAUGGAGUCUGUAAUAUGGUGAAAAUGGACACGUUUUCUUUUCAAAUGUGAUGUAAACUUUGUACAGUAAAAUUUUUUUAUAUUUUCUAUCAACUGAGUGUCUUCCAGAAUUGCUAUUAAAUUAAAAAUUGUUAGUAUUAACAAAGGUUUCUGUAUUAGUUUAUGCAACUGGCACAAAAAAGAAAAAAACAAGUGCACUCGAUGCUAAUGAACUUCUGGAUGUCUAGGAAUCUUUUCAGUGAAUAAAUCUGUGCUCUGGAUAAAGCAAA
This is a messenger RNA of Dromaius novaehollandiae (emu), 6300 nucleotides long. It is a transcript of the gene KSR1, whose product is annotated as kinase suppressor of ras 1. Gene Ontology annotation, molecular function: protein kinase activity; ATP binding. The transcript has 20 exons. The record is from RefSeq and is a predicted model, not a curated record. Bases 25 to 2880 code for a protein of 951 amino acids. Gene Ontology annotation, cellular component: cytoplasm; endoplasmic reticulum; membrane. Gene Ontology annotation, biological process: Ras protein signal transduction; protein phosphorylation. Lineage: Eukaryota; Metazoa; Chordata; Aves; Casuariiformes; Dromaiidae.